Molecule: messenger RNA, 1206 nt
Organism: Nezara viridula (southern green stink bug)
Lineage: Eukaryota; Metazoa; Arthropoda; Insecta; Hemiptera; Pentatomidae
Source: the annotation of a GenBank genome assembly
GUUAUAGUAAUGAUGAGGAUCAAUUCGUUUGCAUUGGUUGCUGAUUACUAGUUUGGUCUAAAAUUUUUUUUAACAUUUCAUGGAUUAAUAAAUAAAAAGGUUGUUUUUUUAUUAGUAUAUUCCUUCAAAAUGUUCAGCCUUAAAACUUUACAGGCUAUUUUAAGAACUGAGAAAUAUUUUCAUCAAAGCUCAAGAAACAAUCAUCCUUAUAAAGUAACCAAUUAUAAAUCAUAUGAACUUUCUGAAGAGUUAUGUAAAAAUAUAGUUUAUCAUGACAAUGACAUAGUUGUCCUUAAUAAACCACAAGGAGUUAGUUUAGGACAGAAUGCUGAGUUAAGAGGAAAAGGUUUAACUUUUGAUGUUGUUCGUCCAUUCUUGAUGAAGAGCUUGGACUGCAAAGAAUUAUAUCCAGCCAAAGUUCCAGAAAGGUAUGCAUCUGGAGUAGCAAUAUACUGCAAAAAUCAACCAAUGCUAAACAGAGUUCAAAAAUGUUUGAGAUCAAUGACGUGUAUUAAACAUCCAGCAGAGUUCUAUGAAUGUAUUGUUAUAGGGCAGCCCUCUAUUCGAGAAGGAAAUUUUGUAGGUGGCAUAACUGUAACAUCACCCAAAAAUGAUAAUAAGAAGAGAGGGAUUAAAUUAGUGACAGAAUUUAGCAGAAAUAGAGUCAAGAAUGGCGAAGUCAAACCAGUCAAAUUGGAACACUCAACUCUUUCAGAAAAUGAUUAUGCUUCAAGACUGGUUAUAUCUACGACCUGCAGAAAACAUCAUUCUGUACGUGUUUAUGCUGCUACUGAAAUUAUUAGUCCUAUUUUAGGAGAUCAUGUUUUCGGAAGAUUUGUUAGAACUAUUCUUGGAAAAUCAGUUCUAAUUAAUCAGUUUAGCCAGACUGCUCAACAACCACAAAAAUUAUCUACAGAUCUGUUAUCCAAGUUAGAACUUUCUUCGAGGAAUGAUAUUGAGAUACCAUUACAUCUCCACCUGUUUAAGAUUCAACUAAAAGAUAUUUUUGGAGCGAAUAAACAUUUGGAAUUUACUGCUAAACCACCGGACUACUUCAUCUGGACUUGUGAAACCCUUCAUCUAAAUGAAGACUCAGUUGCUUCUGCUGUAAACUGAUUUAACACAAGAUUUAUUUUGUAAAUAAAUGUACAUAGAUAUUGUAUGAUAUUUCUGUAAAUUAAAUCAAUAAAUGCCACUUUGUUCAUG